Betta splendens (Siamese fighting fish) is the source of this 1442-nucleotide messenger RNA. RefSeq names its product DEP domain-containing mTOR-interacting protein. The coding region runs from base 1 to 1419 and encodes 472 amino acids. Gene Ontology annotation, biological process: intracellular signal transduction. Gene Ontology annotation, molecular function: protein binding. The transcript has 11 exons. The record is from RefSeq and is a predicted model, not a curated record. NCBI's taxonomy places the organism in Eukaryota, Metazoa, Chordata, Actinopteri, Anabantiformes, Osphronemidae.
AUGUCACGCCUUCGCGACUACACCUCCACGCUGCUCUCCAAUGAAAACACGCCGAUGAGGGCGAUUUGCAUAGAAGCUGCUGAGAAUCUGUCCCCGCUGUUCGCGGGUUUAAAAUUUAAAUACGCCUCAGUCAAACAGGCUUAUCCAUGUAUCCACACGGAAAGGGCCGCAACUAAAAGUGAGCUCCACUUACUUUCUUGUCCAGAGAUAAGGAACAUGGAGCGAACGAGCAGCAUUAGCAGAAAGGCCGUGGCUGGACAACAAAAGGCCGAGGUGAUGAUCGCAGGGGAACAGCUCAGGUUGAAGCUUCAUGACGGCAAACUGAUCAAAGAGCGACGCUACCACCUGCGCACCUACCCCAACUGCUUCGUGGCACAGGAGCUGAUAGACUGGCUGCUCAGCCACAAGGAGGCUCCGGACCGAGCGGCGGCUGUCGGCCUCAUGCAGCACCUCAUGGAUCACGACAUCAUCCACCACGUGUGUGAUAAGAGGCCGGUGUUCAAGGACGCCAAGCUGCUGUACCGCUUCCGCAAGGACGACGGCACCUUUCCCUUCAACACCGAGGUGAAGAUCUUCAUGCACGGACAACGUCUUCAUGAACAUCUCACGGGGGACAAGAACUCCAUCUUGCAGCUGCGAGAGGAGCACGGCGUCGCCCACCAGCGCUCCUUCCCCGGAUGCCAGUUAAUCGACUGGCUCCUUCAGAACGGUGAGGCCGAGAGCAGGCGUCAGGGGCUGGAGCUGUGCCGCGCGUUGCAGGAGCAUGGCAUCAUUCAGCACGUGGCAAGGAAGCAUCAUUUCUUUGACAGCGGGCUACUCUAUCAGUUCUGUAUCAAUUUUCGCCGCCGUCGUCGCCUUUUUGAGCUCCUGAACAGCAACGAGCAUGAAAACGAUGAGGAGGCGAUAAUGACAGCGCAAGAGGAAAAGCAACCUGACAGUCCACUUGCGCUGCACAAAAGCCCAGCCCUUGAGAAAAACUGUGCUUUUCAAUCCGUGGCGUUGGGUAAAGAGCUCAAAGCAGUUACUGGUGGGCGUCGGGCCAGUUUAAACUCGACUGGAUUUCCACCUCCUGUCCAGUUGUUCUCAACCACUGCGACGAUAUGCAAUCCUAAAUCAGUACUGAGAAGACAUUACACAUGUGAAGAGUUACUACGACCUGGUGCACCCUUCGCAAAGAAAGUGUUGACGGUGAUCGGAGACGACCUGGGCUGGGGUUUUGUCAUCAGGGGCAGGGCUCCAUGUUACGUGCAGGCUGUGGACCCUGGAAGCCCAGCUGCAGCUGCCGGGGUGAAGGUGCGACAGUUUGUGUGCCAGGUGAACGGACGCUGUGUCCUCUACCUGGACUACAGAACAGUCUCCAGACUCGUGAUGACAGGACAACGUACUGUUGAACUGGAAGUAAUGGAACCACUGAUAUGACAAAAGCCUGACUUUGACUGGAU